AUGUUUGGCUUUCGGGACAAGAAAGACCAGCAGCCAUCUCCCGAUGGCUCGCUAGAUGCCGAGCCUGGCGAAAAGAGCCAGAAAAACUACUACCACCCCGAUAUCCCCAAUGGCGCAACGGUUCAACAUGACGCCCUUGAUGUCGUCUGCCCCCCUCACACCAGCGAGAAGAAACUCAUGCGGAAGAUCGACUCCCGAGUCAUCCCCUUCCUCUGCAUCUUAUAUCUUCUCGCCUUCCUCGACCGAGUCAACAUCGCCAACGCCAAAUCUUUCGGAUUGGCCGCAGAUCUAAGCCUCAAGAGCACUGAGUACAACACUGCUCUCACCAUCUUUUUCGUGCCGUACAUUAUUUUCGAGAUUCCGUCAAAUGUGCUUCUCAAGCAGCUGAGUCCGAGAGUCUGGCUCUCGGGCUGCAUGUUCAUGUUCGGCAUCGCAGCCAUCUGUCAAGGUCUCGUCUCCAAUUACGGCGGUCUCCUCGCCUGCCGAUUCUUCCUCGGCGUCUUUGAAGCUGGCAUGUUUCCGGGCUGCUUCUACUUGAUCGGGAUGUGGUAUAAACGCUCGGAAGCUCAAAAACGCUACUCCUUCUUCUUCAGCAGCACCUCUCUUGCCGGCGCCUUCGGCGGCCUCCUCGCUUCUGCGAUUGGCAACAUGGACCACAUACGGGGUUACAGAGCGUGGCGCUGGAUCUUCAUCCUCGAAGGCACACUCACCUGCGUCGUCGCCCUCCUCUUCUUCUUCGUGCUGCCCUCUUUCCCCGAAGACGCCAAGUGGCUUUCUUCUGACGAGCGCGAGUACGUGAAAGCCCGCCUCCGGGCCGACCAGGGCCGAUCCGCCGCAGAACGCAAGAUCACCCUGCGAGACGUCGGCCGCGUCUUCCAAGACUUCAAGAUCAUCCUCGGCGGAUUCAUGUACUUUGGUAUGAUCGUGCCAGCCUAUGGGUACGCCUUCUUCGCCCCCGGCAUUAUAGGCACGUACGGAUACUCGCCUAUCCAGACCCAGCUACACAGCGUGCCGCCGUGGGCGUGCGCUUUCGGAUUCUCCAUGAUCGUGGCCGUUUGCUCGGAUUUCGCGAGACACCGCUUCGCAUUCACGCUCAUCCCCAUUUCCGUCGCCAUCACAGGCUUUGCCAUCUUAAUAUCGAUCCAUGAUAACACAGACGUGCAAUAUCUCGGCCUCUUUUUCAUUGCCAUGGGCGCCUACUCCGCUAUGCCUGUGAUUGUCUGUUGGUUUAACAUGAACCUUGGGGGACAUCACCGGCGAGCAGUGGGCUCGGCGUGGCAGGUGGGCUUCGGCAACAUCGGCGGCAUAAUUGCGACGUAUGCUUUCCUACCCGGGGAUGCGCCCGAGUAUAAGACGGGGUAUAGCAUCUGUCUUGGGUUCUUGUGCUUGAGUGCUGCGAGUUGCUGUCUCUAUGCUGGCGCGGUGGUGUGGGAGAAUCGGAAGAGAGAGAGGCGCGGGGUGGAUGAGAGGUUGAGUGAGUAUGAGAAGACGGAGAUGGGGGACUUGAGUCCGGAUUAUCGUUACCUUUUGUGA
Molecule: messenger RNA, 1533 nt
Organism: Drepanopeziza brunnea f. sp. 'multigermtubi' MB_m1
Lineage: Eukaryota; Fungi; Ascomycota; Leotiomycetes; Helotiales; Drepanopezizaceae
Biological process (GO): transmembrane transport
Cellular component (GO): plasma membrane
Molecular function (GO): transmembrane transporter activity
Source: RefSeq, a predicted model, not a curated record